Messenger RNA from Mauremys mutica (yellowpond turtle), 5374 nucleotides. RefSeq names its product hook microtubule tethering protein 3 (gene HOOK3). NCBI's taxonomy places the organism in Eukaryota, Metazoa, Chordata, Testudines, Geoemydidae. The transcript is spliced from 24 exons. Gene Ontology annotation, biological process: cytoskeleton-dependent intracellular transport; cytoplasmic microtubule organization. Gene Ontology annotation, cellular component: cytoplasm; centrosome. Gene Ontology annotation, molecular function: dynein light intermediate chain binding; microtubule binding. The record is from RefSeq and is a predicted model, not a curated record. The coding region runs from base 117 to 2291 and encodes 724 amino acids.
CCCGGCGGCCCGGUGACGUGUCUGCGCCACAGCCCGGCCCGGGGAAGCGGCGUCGCCUGCGACUUGGCCCCGGCAGCGGCGUCCGGCGUCCGUGCCCCGCUGAGCCCGCCCGCAUCAUGUUCAACGUGGAGAGCCUGGAGCGCGCCGAGCUCGGGGAGAGUCUGCUCACCUGGAUCCAGACAUUUAAUGUUGAAGCACCAUGCCAGACUGUGGAAGAUUUAACGAAUGGGGUUGUGAUGGCCCAGGUGCUUCAAAAGAUAGAUCCAGCAUACUUUGAUGAAAACUGGUUAAACAGAAUCAAAACAGAAGUAGGAGACAAUUGGAGGCUAAAGAUAAGCAAUCUGAAGAAAAUUUUAAAAGGAAUAUUGGAUUACAAUCAUGAGAUUUUAGGGCAGCAGAUUAAUGACUUUACCCUUCCUGAUGUUAACCUGAUUGGAGAGCACUCAGAUGUUGCAGAGCUUGGAAGAAUGCUUCAGCUCAUUUUGGGAUGUGCUGUGAAUUGUGAGCAGAAGCAAGAGUACAUCCAGACCAUCAUGAUGAUGGAGGAGUCUGUUCAACAUGUUGUCAUGACAGCUAUUCAGGAGUUGAUGAGUAAAGAAUCUCCAGUCUCUCUUGGAAAUGAUGCUUACGUUGACCUUGAUCGUCAGUUGAAGAAAACUACAGAAGAAUUAAAUGAAGCUUUAGCAACAAAAGAAGAAAUUGCUCAGAGGUGCCAUGAAUUAGAUAUGCAGGUUGCAGCACUUCAAGAGGAAAAAAGUAGUUUACUAGCUGAGAACCAGAUCUUGAUGGAACGUUUGAACCAAUCUGAUUCUAUAGAAGAUCCCAACAGCCCUGCAGGGCGUAGGCACCUGCAACUGCAGACACAGUUAGAACAGCUCCAGGAGGAAACAUUUAGGCUAGAGGCAGCCAAAGAUGAUUAUCGAAUACGUUGUGAAGAGUUGGAAAAAGAAAUUGCAGAAUUGCGACAGCAGAAUGAAGAGCUAACCACUUUAGCAGAAGAGGCUCAGUCUUUGAAGGAUGAGAUGGAUGUACUUAGGCAUUCCUCUGAUAAAGUGGCUAAGUUAGAAGGCCAGGUAGAAUCAUACAAAAAGAAGCUGGAAGAUCUUGGUGAUCUGCGGCGGCAAGUAAAACUCUUAGAGGAGAAGAACACUAUGUAUAUGCAAAACACUGUAAGCUUGGAGGAAGAACUAAGGAAAGCCCACGCAGCCCGUAGCCAGCUGGAAACAUACAAGAGACAGGUAGUUGAACUACAAAACAGAUUAUCUGAAGAAUCAAAGAAAGCAGAUAAAUUAGAAUUUGAAUACAAAUUGCUGAAAGAAAAAGUAGACAGCCUCCAAAAAGAAAAAGAUAGGUUAAGAACGGAAAGAGAUUCCCUAAAAGAAACUAUCGAAGAGCUUCGAUGCGUACAAGCACAAGAAGGGCAGCUCACCACUUCAGGAUUGAUGCCACUGGGAAGCCAGGAGUCUUCAGACAGUCUAGCAGCAGAAAUUGUUACUCCUGAAAUCAAGGAGAAACUCAUUCGUCUUCAGCAUGAGAACAAGAUGCUGAAGCUUAACCAAGAAGGUUCCGACAAUGAAAAGAUUGCCUUGUUGCAGAGCCUGCUAGAUGAUGCAAAUCUACGGAAGAAUGAACUGGAGACAGAGAACAGGCUGGUAAAUCAGAGACUUCUAGAGGUGCAGUCACAGGUUGAAGAAUUGCAGAAAUCUUUGCAGGAGCAAGGUUCAAAAGCUGAAGAUGCUAUUUCAGUUCUUCUGAAAAAGAAGCUUGAAGAACAUCUGGAGAAGCUGCAUGAGGCUAACAAUGAAAUACAGAGGAAACGAGCUAUUAUUGAAGAUUUGGAACCAAGAUAUAACAACAGUUCACUCAAAAUUGAAGAAUUACAAGAAGCUUUACGGAAAAAAGAAGAAGAAAUGAAGCAAAUGGAGGAACGAUACAAAAAGUAUUUGGAAAAGGCCAAGAGUGUUAUCCGUACUUUAGAUCCUAAACAAAACCAGGGCACAGCUCCUGAGAUUCAGGCUCUGAAAAAUCAACUACAGGAACGGGACCGAAUGUUUCAUUCGUUAGAGAAAGAGUAUGAGAAAACAAAGACUCAAAGAGAGAUGGAGGAGAAAUUUAUUGUGAGUGCCUGGUACAAUAUGGGAAUGACUCUGCAUAAAAAAGCAGCAGAAGAUAGACUGGCUAGUACAGGCUCCGGACAGUCCUUCCUGGCUAGACAAAGGCAAGCCACCAGCACAAGGAGAUCUUACCCUGGUCAUGUCCAACCAGCUACAGCAAGUGAUGUGAUUGCAUGACCUGCAGCAUUAUUUAUCAAACAGGGACUGUUCAGUGCAUGACUUUUCUGUCCAGACUGCAUAACCCAAAACUUAACCAGUUCUGCCACUUAAGACUCAUGGCAUCUGAUUUCAGAGAGAGAGAUCCACUUGCAAAGAAGCUUGCCAUCUUGGGGAGUGGCUUUACCAUCUCCCUCUUGCACCUUUUUCCUCCCCUGCAAAAUAAAGUCUCCCCAGGAGACUGGGGCAGGGGAAAAGCCAGUAUUCAGAAUUCCUGAGAGGGUAUUUGGUAAAUUGACACAGUUCCCUUUCUGCUCUCCGUUUUACUUUCUGUCUAUCCACUUUGAGUACUUCAUUCUGAUUAUUAACACACAACCUUCUGCUACAGUUCCAUUUGCUAAGCUAGAUAACAGCUAGUCUUAAUGAGGUCAUAAAUGUACCUUUCUGAUCAUUCAUAUGUUAAAGCUCCUGCACCCUUUAAAGGCUCUGCUUUUAUCAGGUUUUAAAUAUUUAAAGUAAAGCCAAGAAAGUUUUCUUGCAGGAAAAAACUAUUAUGAAUGGUUGUUUGACCCUCCCAUGUUCCUUAAAAAAUAAGCAAGGUAUAUCUGCUAAGCUCCAAGCCUGGACAAACUAUCAUGGAAUAUUUUAUGUACAAACACUGCAUACUUUCUUAAUAUGUAGAUACACAGUAGUUUGUAACUGUUACAUUUAGCUGUCAUCGGUUUCUUUCAGUAACAUUUUUUUCUAUCUGUGUACAAAUGUUAAACAAUUCUAGAAAGGAACCUGAAUGGACAUAACUAGUAUGAAAGCAGCCUACACUUGCUGACUUACAGUAUUAUGCAAAGUGGCCUUGCAAGCUUCUUUGGGUUGUUUAUAUUUUACUUGUACUAGUUUAGUUCUCUUUCUUAUCCCCGUUAUAGUUAUUUCAUUUCCAAUUGCACUAGCAUGCCUGUUACUUUGUAUUAUGAAGUAUUGCGAUCAGAUUUGCGGUAUGUAGACAGUAUAACUCAGAAUGCUUUGGUGCUGCCUAUAUUGACUAAUUUAAAAAGCUGCUUAUUUAAAAUUUUAAAUUCUUAAAUAUCCACACAUUUGUAUUACUGUAUUUUCAUUUUGUACUCAGACAGCACUGGCAAGAUACAAGACGUGAGGAAAUGCUGUUUUAUAGUAUUCUAAGUUCAUGUGUCUAUUGUGUAGAUACUGUUGUUUUAACAUCUGGGGCAAAGGUGAGACCUUGUAAGCCAUAGUAUUCGCUAAAAAGCCUCAAGAGCAUCUGAAAUCAUUAGUACUGUACAUGGUUCGGUUUGAUUAGAAAUCCCAUUCUUGAGCAACCCCACGCUUCCUCACCUAGAGCUCAAUCCUGCGGAAACUUAGAUGUAUCCUUAACUUUUCUCAUGAGCAGACUUAAGCAUCAGGGCCUUGGGGGCAAAUUGACCCCUGUCUUUGUGCCUGCAAAGGACUUGGGAGGUUGGAUAGGGGCAGCACAUCCCUUGCUUGGUACAGAGGCCUCCUUUCACAUCAGUACACAGGGAUAGGUGGGGCAGGGCUGGAGGAGUAUUGAGGGCCCCCCAUCCUCCUCAGCACCUGGUCCAACUAGCUAGGGCCUGGGCUCUCACAUUGCCCCUAAUUGUCAUGUGUAAGUCUCAGGCAGCCCUCCCCGUCAGAUACAACCCAGGUUUAAUCAGCCCGGAGAGAAUCUGGAGGUGGUGAUGUGAGGAGUGAUGCUGGGAGCUCACUGCCACUGUCCCUCUCUCUGCCCUACAGCAAUCACUGACUCUUCUGCGGGGGUCAAAGGGAGAUGAGGACUGGGGUCUCUGCAGGAAGUAGAGGGGAAAAUAAGGACUGGGAUGGAAUCCGAAACUCUGUUCCUUAUUCCCUUUCUCUGCGGGAGGGCAGAGCAGGGUGACUCAUCCCUCCACAUUCCCUCUCUUGAGGGCCAUGCGGGGGGUCUUCAGCUUAUGGGAUCCCAGUACUCUGCCAGGAAGGGCCCUCAUCACUGCCAUCUAGAGCUGGGGGCUCAUUGCUAACAACUCCCCAGCCUGCUGGGGCAGCGCAGUUACAGAUUUCACCACCCCAGGGAGCUCAGAAUGUGGGUGGCAUCAGAAGAGUGUCGCAGCUGUCCCACACAGAGGAACGUUCAGGCCUUAGGAGCUGAUCGGGGUGGGCCAGGCAAUUCUUGAGCAAUGCACAGCGAAGAGCCCCUUGGGCUUGUUUGUGACAUUUCAGCCUUAAUAACUGUCGAUCCCUUGCUAGGAGGUACUGUAUAAACAUGCCUUCUCUCCUUGUUGGGAACUUGGAUGAGUGGCUUUGAGCUGCGUUUUCCAACUCUGUAGAGCAGCUGGUGAUGUCUUCCCCAACCCAUGCUGGAUACCGAUGUCUCCAGAGUCAGUAGUUUCGGGCUGGCGAUGCCAUUUGACUGUUUAGGGGCUGGACCUCAAGCCUUCUGGAGUGGUGGCUCUGGGUGCAUUGGAUUUGUUCUCCACACCCCCAGCCUGGCUGUGUAGAUUAGUAGUUUACUAUUCAAGCUGUUCUGAGGCCCAGGCAUUUGUAUCUUCCAGAAACGUUUUUAGCUUGACAUAACUGUUUGAGUCAACUCAGUGCAGUAAAGAAAUGUCAGAUUGAGCUAGUAACCUCAAGUAAAUGUGCUGUCUUUCUUUUAACUAAGUUAUCCUAGCAUCUCUCCCCCAGAGCGUGAUCCCAAGCAUGUUUCUAAUGUACUAACUUGAUGUGUGCUGCAUAAGAGACUGUUUUAUUUUCUCAGUGGCAGCUUGUUUGACUGUCCUAAUUUGUGUUGACAAGUUAUCAAAAUAACUGUUUGUGAAAUUGCCAAUAAUAUAGUUUCUGUCAGAGAAUGGGCUUCUAGAGUGUCAAAGCAUUAAUUUCCCUUUUCAGUUCACCUAUGAAUUCUUAUCCUGUAACUACCAGAUUGUCAUGGUAGUGGCAUUAAUAUACAUAUCUGUAUAUAGACAAAAAUACAAGAUAAUGGUCAGAAGAAUUCAAACAUUUUAAUAAUGUUUUUCCCAGUCAAAUACAAUAAUUCUUCCAAGGCUGCAGAAAAGUGUACAGUUGUUAAACAAGUUGUAAAUAAAGGCUUAUAUAAAAUGGAA